AUGGACCGCAAACGAACCAAGGUCCCCGCGGGCAUGAUCCACCGCUGGGGCAGAACGCCAGUGUCCUGCCAUUUGUGUCGUGCGAAGAAGUUGCGGUGCGACCGUGCCCAUCCGUGCUCAAAUUGCGUUCAGCGGAAAGUCAACUGCGUCUACUCCGGUCAGGGAGGCUUUCAGUCCGGGCGCUCGACCACCCCGAUCGUGAAGCUCACUGGCCAUCGGCAGGCUGUAUCCACCUCUAUCGUCGAAAACAAUGAAAAUGCCCUACAAGACCGUGUUCGGCGAUUGGAGGAAAUAAUCAUGCAAGGAGGAAACCAGGUUCCGCAGGUGCUCAGCACAGAAGGCCCUCCACGCGCAACGGGAGUCUUGGAUGAAGACGGACGGCCAGAUCUGAGAAGCAACAGCUCAAGUCAGCUGAUCCCAUUAGAUACAUGCCUUAGGACGAGGUCCGGACGUGACGAAGACAGACUCCUCCAAUUUGGCACACCUAUUCCUGCUAAUUCUCCGCUCGCAACUCUCUUGGAUCUUAACGUGCCAUUGCUUACAAAGUUCCUCCCUUCACUGGAGCAAGCAACGGAUUUGUUCAACCACUUUGCUCGCUGUCUGCAGCCAACAUUCGGCGUACUUCAUAUUCCAUCCACAAGGACUUUGAUGCAACAAUUAUACCAGGUGCUGCUGGAUGGAGAUGAGCCGGACCUGGCUAGUUUGGCCCUGGUCUACGCAAUUUUUGCUGGAGCAGCACUGGCGUGGACCACUGAGUUCCUCGAGGCACUCCAUGCUACCCCGGCAGAGGCGAAAACGGCCUUCUCAACCUACAGCCGGGUAGCCUUGCUGAUCCUUGAUGACCACCAGCAGGCCCUGCCCUUAUCAACGAUUGCGCUUGAAGCCCUGUGCACUCUCGGGUAUGUCUUGACUCAUACCGAUGGCUUCUCGCAUAAACUCCAGACGUUGCGGAUUCGCCAACUUUUGAUGGCCCGAGCAUUGCAAAUUCAUCGCCUGGACUCGGCGAAAUGCAUUGAGGAACGAAGGCUAAAAGGCUGCAAUCUCAUUGAAACUGAGGUAAAACGUCGGAUUUGGUGGCACAUGGUUGCAUCAGACUGGAUUUUCGCGUUAUCCAGCGGCCCACAAGAAGGGACCUAUCUUCUGCAACCGAAGCACAUGAACGUGAACCGUCCAAGCAACGUUGACGACGAAUUCGUUUCAGCCCCGGGAGCACAACACGGCUUUCCCCUCACUAUCCCAACGUCCAUGUCCGCAUUUCUCUACCGCGUCCAUCUCGCCGAGCUGUGCAGGGAAAUUGUCGACGUACUCCCACCAGGACUUUUCGAGUCACCCGAAACUUGGUACAAGGAAGUUGACUACAACAUUAUCCUGGACCUCGACAAACGCAUCCAGAGUACCUUAGCCAACCUCCCCAUUUACUUCAAGCUCGACCCAGCCAGCAUCCAACAAAGCCUAUCUAUCUGCCAUCAGCGCCCUUACAUUGCCUACCAACGCACCUUUCUUCAUUUCGGCAUCAAUACGCGCAUCUGCCGCCUCCAUAGGCCGUUCCAUCUGGAGGGCUUUGGAAACCCACAAUAUGCCUAUUCCAGAUCAAUGUGCGUCCGCUCUGCAGAGACAGUCCUCAGCCUUCGCCAGUCUCUAGACGACGUUGGCGCUCUUAUCAAUCUUAACCCAUCGCGCUUCUGGGUAGUCGUUCAGCAUGUUUACCACGCUGCCAUCAUUCUAGCAACAGAGGUCUCAUUGAAUCCUCAAUCUCCAGAAGCCGCUGCGCGAAAGGAGGAGGUACUUGCUGCAUGUAGAAUGCUGGAACGCUCAAAGCAUGAAUCAGCGGCCCUGAAGAAAGCGAUUCAGAAGAACACACAGACCCUGCGCAUGAUCCUUCAAAACCAGGCGCCCGUGUCUAAAAUCGGGCCAAUGGCCACAAAGAAUUGCGGCAACUCCCGUUUACCGGACACGGGCGGACAGCCAAAUCUCUCCAGCAACAUCGACAGCCUAUACAUAGUCAAUCCAUCAGUCCCCGCAGUCUCUACCUUCACAGGGACUGAGCAGGAAGUAUAUGUUCCAGGAGCUUCCGAGUGGCCUGACACCUUUCAGGAUCAAUCAUUCGACGAUGAUACGUGGGGCAAGCUUUGGUCCGACGUGUUUGAUGUCGGCCUAGAACUAGAUGUACCUGAUUGGAACUCUAUCCUGGGAGACUUAGCUCCCAGCGACGAAAUCACUACAUCAAGCCAAAUACGUCUCCUCGCCUCGCUCGACACCAUCCCGGCUCACACUCACGCGAAUGUGGCAAAGACCUAUAUUCCACCUUGGUUUAUGUGCAAGGAUCCGACAACAGAGCGGAUCUCGACAUCGAUAAUGCCAGAGAACGACUCGUCCAUCUCCUUCCUACAAGACCUCAACCUUCUAAGCAAAAGCUUCCAGGCCGCACGCAACGCCGUCCCCCUAUGCGCAACCUGCCACAGAGGAUUCACAAGCCCCCUCGACCCCGGCCUGAUCUUCUACCCCAAGAACCUAGAAUUAUUUAUUCAAUUCGAGCUUUAUACCCGCUCUCAACGGAAACGUGCCGAAUCCAGCAGCGGACAAACCCCACUCAAACAGCGCGCACCAACAGCAACCCAGUACGCAACUUACCAAAACAGACCGCGUGGCUUGGGCAUGUAUACUCGUGUCGUCCUGAAGGGAGAUGAAGAUUCGGGUCCGGAGGUUCUGUCCGCGAGGGCGUGGGGUGGCGAGCCCCUAGCAGCGAUCCGACGCGCUAUCGCUGUCCUUGGGAGUCCGCUAUAUAUGGCGUUGCCGGAGAAAGAUAUACUGCGGGAUCUUUAUCUUGGAGGUGUGAAUGGUGAUGCUACGGCGGAGGAGGUUGGCUUUGAGUAUGGGGGUUUUGGCGACAAUGAGUUUUUUGGGCUUAGGGCUAUUUUGGCUGGCUAG
Messenger RNA from Aspergillus mulundensis, 2928 nucleotides. Its product is annotated as Zn(II)2Cys6 transcription factor. Gene Ontology annotation, biological process: DNA-templated transcription; regulation of DNA-templated transcription. The transcript is spliced from 6 exons. Bases 1 to 2928 code for a protein of 975 amino acids. Gene Ontology annotation, molecular function: DNA binding; DNA-binding transcription factor activity, RNA polymerase II-specific; zinc ion binding. The record is from RefSeq and is a predicted model, not a curated record. NCBI's taxonomy places the organism in Eukaryota, Fungi, Ascomycota, Eurotiomycetes, Eurotiales, Aspergillaceae.